Pseudonaja textilis is the source of this 1612-nucleotide messenger RNA. The record is from RefSeq and is a predicted model, not a curated record. Lineage: Eukaryota; Metazoa; Chordata; Lepidosauria; Squamata; Elapidae.
UUUAUUGCUCUCUGCCUAUUACACAGGACUCUCCCCAGUUUCACAUGAGAUAACUAACUAGAUAAGGCUUUCAGGGAAUUCGGACCUAGCUCUUGGGUGUUUACGUAGGGAAUCCAGCCUAAUUCCUCACUUGACCCCCCCCUGCUCCGAAGGUUGCUCUCCAACAAGGGGAGAGGUAAGCCUGCGCUGAACAGGACAUCUUUUUAGAGACCGCGCAUCUUCUCCGUUGGCCUGAAGCCUUUAGAUCUGUGAGAUCAUCUAACCGGUUCCAGAACCAAGCGUCAUCGUCACAAAGGAACAAUGGCUCAAGUGUGAGGCUCCCAAAUGCCUUUUCUCCAUGCUCAAAACUACCCAAUUUUUUUUCCUCCCUCCCCUCAACAUGGGUAACUUGAUAGGACGUCCCCACAGAUGGGAAAACGAAUCGACGGACAAAAUAUUAAUUGACGCGAUUAUGACCAACGACACCUCCAUGCUUCAAGAUUUACUGCCCUCCCAUUCAGUUUACCAAACGGUCAUCUGCCAGGAAAAAGGGAGGUUUGUGCAAGACAAUACACAAAGUGGAGAUCCUGAAAGGAGCCCCCCAAAAGCAGAAUGUUCCACGGAGAACCGCCACAGAGCAGAAGAAAGGAAUGAUGGGAAACAUCUCCCCAUCAAAUCCAAGAAGGGCGUCAAGGCCACGCAUGCUGACGUGGUUGGCCACCACGAUCACCACCCCCUCCAUCUGGCAGUAGCCAUUGGGUGUCACCACCUAAUCCCCGACCUGCUGAAGCGGGGGGCCCGAAUCGACGAUAGGACGAAAUCCGGACAAACAGCUCUUCACCUGGCCUCCAGAACCCUCAACCAAGCAGCCAUUCAGACGUUGCUCCACUGUGGAGCCCAGGUGAACUCCACCACUCCAACAACCCAAGAGACCCCGCUCCAUCUGGCUGUCCACACCUCAUCCAGCAAGGCCGGCAUUGUCCUAGGAGCCGACGGGACGUGCGUGGAGCUGCUGCUGCUGAAUGGUGCCGACGUAGGCCUGAAAGACUGGAAAGGCCAGGCAGCGCUCCACCACGCUUGCCGAAACGGCCGGGAGGACCUCAUUCACCUCCUUCUGAGUUAUGGAGCAGAUGCCAAUGCCGUAACAUCGCAAGCGGAGUCCUGCCUUUUCCUCUUCCUGGAAAAAGCAAGCAACCUCAAGAAGGCCAACAUUCUCUGGAAGCUGCUGAGCCUAUCCUACCCAGUGAAGCUCACUAACGCUGAGGGCCGCCUACCCCAACUGUUGGAUGACCCCCACUGGGAGCCACUGAAGGACAUACUCCUCCAGGUGUCUUCCCAAGUGUGGUCCUUACAGGACAUCUGCAAAUUCAACAUCCGGAAGGUCUACGGGGGAGACUCGAGGUACUGGCUCAAGGAGGCGAUGCCCGUCGAGCUAUGGGACUCGAUCUACACGAGCCAACCGUUCUCGUACGCCUCGAACGUCGUCGAAAGGAUUUUUGAUGCCGGACGCCGCCAACCCGAAGUAAGCGAAAGGCCCUCGGAUGCCAGUCCCCUCCUCCUUUUUCUCCUUAGCAUGAUCCCUGCGCUGUGGCAGGACCCACUUUUCCUGGGAUGCUGAGCUGUGGUGUGUGUG